Stereum hirsutum FP-91666 SS1 is the source of this 819-nucleotide messenger RNA. Its product is annotated as cytochrome P450. The coding region runs from base 1 to 819 and encodes 272 amino acids. The transcript has 5 exons. Lineage: Eukaryota; Fungi; Basidiomycota; Agaricomycetes; Russulales; Stereaceae. The record is from RefSeq and is a predicted model, not a curated record. Gene Ontology annotation, molecular function: iron ion binding; heme binding; oxidoreductase activity, acting on paired donors, with incorporation or reduction of molecular oxygen.
AUGCAAAACGCGAAAGACAAGAGGAUAGAGCAGAUCAAUGAUUUUGUGGCGAGACUUACGAGUGCACUUCUGCCUGGAGCGUUUUUGGUGGAAUUUUUCUCGUGGAUGAGAUACUUCCCUUCUUGGAUGGCCAAGUGGAAACGCGAUGCGGAAGACUCGUUCAGGAAUGAUUCAGCGAUGUUUGAGGGAUUGAUGGACGGGGUUCAGAAACGACUCGCUAGAGGAGAAGAACCGACCAGCGUCAUGGGUAAGAUCUCGAGAGACUCUUCCCGGUACGAUCUCUCGCUUCGGGAGAACGCUUGGCUGGCUGCUGGGAUGUAUUCCGCGGGUGCAGAGACCACAGCAGGAGUCAUGACUUGGUGGACGCUCGCCAUGCUUCUCUACCCCGACGUUCAAGCUCGUGCGCAAGCAGAACUUGACAGUGUCGUUGGUAGGGAACGCGUACCUACCUUUAAGGAUUAUGACAAUCUGCCAUAUCUGAGAGCUAUGGUCAAGGAGGCUCUUCGUUGGCAUACCGUCGAUCCGCUCGGUAUGCCGCACAGGGCGGCAAAGGAAGAUUGGUACGAGGGAUACUACAUCCCCGCUGGGUCAUUGAUCAUUGCGAAUGUCUGGUUGUUGAAUCAAGAUAUAAACACCUGGGGUGAGGAUGCCUUGGAAUUCAGGCCUGAAAGGUAUCUACGAAACGACACGAAGACAGACAAGGGCCUCAGUGGAAGCGGAAGGGAGGAGAGUGAUUUCACGUAUGGAUUUGGGAGAAGAGUUUGUGUAGGUCGACAUGUUGCGAAUGUGAGUCGCGUUAGAUUCUCGUCUGGCAUGUGA